This is a messenger RNA of Mauremys reevesii (Reeves's turtle), 1437 nucleotides long. Its product is annotated as zinc finger protein 883-like. Gene Ontology annotation, cellular component: nucleus. NCBI's taxonomy places the organism in Eukaryota, Metazoa, Chordata, Testudines, Geoemydidae. The transcript has 5 exons. The annotation marks the transcript as partial. The record is from RefSeq and is a predicted model, not a curated record.
AUGGAGAUUGGGACCGUCGACCAUUUCGGUACCGGGAGCCUGAGCGUGACCUCGAUCGUCGGUGAUGAGAGCGGCUUCGGGAGUCGCAAUGUCGAGAUCGGUACCGGGAGCCGGAUCUCCGACGGUACCGUCGGUCCGGUGACCGGGACCGUGAGCGGCGCCGGGAGUGCGACCGGCGUGGACGGGAGAUGCAGCUCUACCGCGGUCGGCACCGGGGAGCAGGGAGCAUUGCUCGGACGAGACAUCCUCACUAAAUUACAGGCGGAGAUCUCGUUCGAGAACGGGAAAAUGGAAGUUAGAAUCCCGAAGCAACAAGCCUCUAACUACCAGAUGGCUCUCAUAAGUGCUGGAAAUCACUCCUCGGAAUGUCAGGAGAGUGACGAGAGCCAGCUGCCGGGGGUUAACUCUGAGUCUGUUCAUCUGAGAAUCCACACAGGGGAGAGGCCCUACAAAUGCUAUGAGUGUGGGAAAACCUUCAAUCGCAGCUCACACCUUAUUGCCCAUCAGAAAAUCCACACAGGGGACAGGCCCUAUAAAUGCUGUGAGUGUGGAAAAUACUUCACUGAGAGUUCAGACCUUUCUGUACAUCAGAGAAUCCACACAGGGGACAGGCCCUACAAAUGCAGUGAGUGUGGGAAAACCUUCAAUCGCAGUUCGCACCUUAUUAGGCAUCAAACAAUCCACACAGGGGACAGGCCCUACGAAUGCAGUGAAUGUGGAAAAUGCUUCACUAGCAGCUCAAACCUUUCUCAACAUCAGAGAAUCCACACAGGGGAGAGGCCCUUUGAAUGCCGUGAAUGUGGGAAAACCUUCACUUACAAAUCAGGCCUUUCUAGACAUCGGAGAAUCCACACAGGGGACAGGCCCUAUGAAUGCAGUGAGUGUGGGAAAACCUUCAAUCGCAGAUCAGGCUUUUCUAGACAUCAGAGAAUCCACACAGGGGACAGGCCCUAUGAAUGCAGAGAGUGUGGGAAAACCUUUACUCAAAUAUCAGCCCUUUCUGUUCAUCAGAGAAUCCACACAGAUGAGAGGCCCUAUGAAUGCAGUGAGUGUAGGAAAAGCUUCACUAGCAGCUCACACCUUUCUAGACAUCAGAGGAUCCACACAGGGGAAAGACCCUACGAAUGCCGUGAGUGUUGUAAAACCUUCAAUCGCAGCUCGCACCUUAUUAGUCAUCAAACAAUCCACACAGGGGACAGGCCCUAUGAAUGCCGUGAGUGUAGGAAAACCUUCACUCACAGAUCAACCCUUUCUGUUCAUCAGAGGAUCCACAGAGGGGAAAGGCCCUAUGUAUGCAGUGAGUGUGGGAAAACCUUCACUCAAAGUUCAGCGCUUUCUCUUCAUCAGAGAAUCCACACAGGGGAGAGGCCCUAUGAAUGCAGAGAGUGCGGGAAAACCUUCAAUCACCGCUCACACCUUAUUACCCAUCAGAGAAUC